This is a messenger RNA of Vitis vinifera (wine grape), 1422 nucleotides long. Its product is annotated as protein neprosin. The transcript is spliced from 7 exons. The coding region runs from base 133 to 1422 and encodes 429 amino acids. NCBI's taxonomy places the organism in Eukaryota, Viridiplantae, Streptophyta, Magnoliopsida, Vitales, Vitaceae. The record is from RefSeq and is a predicted model, not a curated record.
AAGGACAUUGUUCUAACAAUUUGAGAAACAUCGAAAAAAUUGCAGACCAAUAUCCAUUAUCAAUAAGAUAACACUGAGAAUUUAUUACAGAAACUUUCCAAAACAAUUUGAAGGAAAUAUUCAUUGUGGGAUAUGGAGAAUACAGAUAUUUUUCCAAUAAUAUUCAUCACACAUCAUGGAGUUUUAGUGUACACCCCAACCCCAACUAGUAUAAGAGAUCAUCAACUGACCAUUCUCAUGUCUUCUAGGGUGGAGAUGAGGGUGGUAGUGGUUUUAGCUCUUCUUUUCUGGGGAAUCAGUCAUGAGGUGGAGGGAGGAAGGGAACUGGAAAGAGAAUUAAGGCGUCUGAACAAGCCAGCCAUCAAGAGCUUCCAGACAGAAUAUGGUGACAUUUUCGAUUGCGUUGACAUCAACAAACAACCAGCAUUAGAUCAUCCUUUGCUCAAGAAUCACAAAGUCCAAAAGAGACCAAGUGUCUUCCCCAGAGGGUUAGGGCAUAAAACUUCAGCCAAGACUCAAAGUUCGAUAAUUGGCCUUCCAGAUGGAGGGUGCCCAGAAGGGACAGUGCCCAUCAAACGAAUCACGAAAAGAGACCUAGUAUGGAUGAAGUCCCUAAAAGACAAUACUAAACAUUUCCAUCCAGUGGAUGCCAAGACUCCUGGUUUUCAUCAAGCAUACACCAGACAGUCUCCGGGUACAUAUUACGGAGCUCAAGGGGGAAUAUCCCUGCACAAGGAACCUGCUACAGACGAUCAGUCACACCGAUCCGUGAUAACUGUUUCAGGUGGUUCACCUGAUAAAUUGAAUGCCAUACAAGUUGGAUGGACGGUGAAUAAAGCAGCGUACGGUGAUGGAGCAACUCGGAUGUUCAUCUCUUGGACUGCCGAUAACUUUGGUAAAACAGGUUGCAGGGACCUUCUGUGUCCUGGGUUCGUACAAGUUGAUAAAUCUGUGGCUCCAGGCAUGGUUUUCCAGCAACUUUCUACCAUUGAUGGAGCUCAACAUGACUACUACUUCUCCAUUUUCCAGAAUAACAGCACGGAUGAGAAUUGGUGGCUUAUGGGUUGGCCAGAAAAGAAAAUAAUAGGUUACUGGCCUAAAACCCUAUUUCCAGAUAUGAAGGAGAGCUUUACCAGCCUAGAAUGGGGAGGGUAUGUACAAGUGAAGGACCCGAAUACAAAGGAAUAUCCUCAAAUGGGUUCAGGAGUUUUCCCGGAGGAAGGAUAUGGCAAAGCAGCAUACUUCAAAUUUAUUAAACUCGUGAAGAAUUCAGCAGGCGAAUUUCAAGAUGUUUCUCCCAAAGAAGUGGUCACCUUCAAUGAUCGACCAACUUGCUAUAGAGUUGGACCAAAGGCAGAGUUACUAUACUGGCCUGGAUAUCAUUUUUUCUAUGGAGGGCCUGGAGGAAAUUGUGGCCAUUGA